ACAGCUGUGCGAAAGGCAACAUCGUCUUUUCUAUGUUACUAAAGUGAAAUUGUGAGAUAAGACUCUAAACACAUAACUCUUUCACAAGUGGAAUCACGUUUCCUUUAUUCCGAGCAUCAUUUCUCAAUUGUCGGAAUGAACUGAGUCGACGAGAUUUCGGGUUGAACGAACUGACCACGAUGUGAUUUAACGCUGACAAGCAUAACAGGAUUAAAUUAAAAGGGAAAAUAUAUAAUUGUGUUUAUACGAGCAAGGAUUAACAGUAAUUGGAAGAGCAGAUGGUUAUUAUUAAUCAUCGAAAAAUCUUUCUUUUAGAAAGAGAACAAUUUUUUUUUUUAACUUGGAAUGUGUUUCAUGUUUGAACAGUAAAAGAUAAACAAUUUCUUUUUACAGGAAUUAAUUCAACAGACAGUUCGGGAGUGGUGCUCGAAAUAGACGAAGAACUUAUCUACGCCGGAGCACAGAAUAUGUUGCCAGUCGUGGACGAGUGUCGAAUCGCUGUGGAUUCAGAUUUAUCAAACGACACCCAGGCCACACAAACUAACGGGAAAAUGACAGAUUAUGCAAGUCUAGUAGAUCGCACACGAACUGUAUUUCUUAGUGGUAAAACAAGAUCACUAGAAUGGAGAAAAAAACAAUUAAAACAAGCAUUACUUAUGUUAGAAGAAUGCGAACAAGAAAUUAUAUCAGCUCUUGCUACUGAUCUGCAUAAGUGUAAAUUUGAAACUGUUACAACAGAAAUAAAAUUUACAGAAGGAGAAGUUAUAGAACUGCUUCGACAUCUUAAGGAAUGGUCAGCUGAUGAAAAACCUUCAAAAGCAAUAGUCAACAUAUUGGACAAAGUUGAAAUUAAGAAAGAGCCAUAUGGUGUAGUUCUUGUUAUAGGACCAUGGAAUUAUCCUUUCCAACUAUGUGCAGUUCCUCUAAUAGGAGCAAUAGCUGCUGGUAAUUGUGUUAUUCUUAAACCAUCAGAAUUAUCUUCUGCCACAUCAGCAGUUUUGGCAAAAAUUAUUCCAAAAUAUUUAGAUCAAGAAUGCAUUCAUGUUGUGCUAGGAGGUGUUUCUGAAACAACAGAAUUACUUAAACAAAGAUUCGAUUACAUCUUUUACACAGGAUCUACUACAGUCGGAAAAAUUAUAAGAAAUGCAGCAAAUAAAUUUUUAACGCCUGUUACGCUAGAACUUGGCGGUAAAAGUCCUGUGUAUAUAGAUAAUACAGCAGAUUUAGAAAUAAGUGUGAAAAGAGUACUUUGGGGUAAAUGCAUUAAUGGUGGACAAACUUGUGUCGCACCCGAUUAUAUACUUUGCACAGAAGAAAUUCAAAAUAAAUUUAUAGAAAAGGCAAAACAAAUAUUAAAAGAAUGGUAUGCCGAUAAUCCCAAGGAAAGUCCAGAUUUUACACGUAUAAUUAACGAAAAUCAUUAUCAGCGUCUUGUAAAAUAUUUAAACAAUGGUAAAGUGGCAAUAGGAGGUGUUUGCGAUGCUAGUGAGAGAUAUAUCUCGCCAACUAUACUCAUUGAUGUUAAGCCUACGGAUCCUGUGAUGCAAGAUGAAAUAUUCGGUCCAAUAUUACCAUUUAUAAACAUAAAUAACGCCUAUGAAGCAAUUAACUUCAUAAAUAGUCGUGAAUCCCCACUCGUAUUGUAUAUAUUUUCCAAGGACAGAAAAGUUCAGGAUUUAUUAAUAAGUCAAACUCGUAGCGGAAGUAUAGGAGUAAAUGAAACACUAAUGCAAUAUUGUGUUGACACUUUGCCAUUUGGUGGUGUUGGUAAUUCUGGUAUAGGAGCUUAUCAUGGAAAGUAUACAUAUGAUACUUUCGUGCACAAGAAAGGAUGCCUUAUUAAAGAUUUCAAUAAAUUAGGAGAAAUAUUAGGAUCAUGCCGUUAUCCACCAUAUUCUGACAAAAAGUUGUCUUUCAUAAAACUUUUAUUGACAAAAGAGCCUAGCAUACCAGGAAUCAAAUACAUUCCACAUCUUUUAGCAUUUGGUUUAGGAGUUCUUGUUACAUAUGGUGUUUCAACUGCCUUAAAGGUUCAAGAAGAAAAUUAUUAAUGGAUUCCUCACAAUAUUAUUGUAAAAUUUUGUUAUCAAUUACAAAUUUUAAAACAUUGUUUAUAUUAUAAUUUUUAUGUAAUUGAUUCUUUUUUAUUUUUUAUAUAUUAUAUGAUUUUAUAAAAUAUGUUAUUUUAGUUUUUAGUCUACUAAAUCGAUUAUUUUGUUGCCAUGUAAGUCAUCGAUUAUUUAAAUAACUGGAAAUACAGAUUGUAUUAAUCUGACUAAUUCGUACCUUUUUGCAAUAAUAUAAGUCAAAUGUAUUUUUGCAAAAAUUUAACUUUAAAACUUCUAUUAUAUAUGUAUAUACUACAGUUAAAUAAUCGUUGUAAUAUUAUUAUUACUAUUGAUGGAAGAUAAAUUAUC
This is a messenger RNA of Frieseomelitta varia, 2417 nucleotides long. RefSeq names its product aldehyde dehydrogenase, dimeric NADP-preferring (gene Aldh-III). Gene Ontology annotation, biological process: aldehyde metabolic process. Bases 468 to 2051 code for a protein of 527 amino acids. The record is from RefSeq and is a predicted model, not a curated record. Lineage: Eukaryota; Metazoa; Arthropoda; Insecta; Hymenoptera; Apidae. The transcript is spliced from 13 exons. Gene Ontology annotation, cellular component: cytoplasm. Gene Ontology annotation, molecular function: aldehyde dehydrogenase (NAD+) activity.